Corylus avellana is the source of this 1556-nucleotide messenger RNA. It is a transcript of the gene MDAR1, whose product is annotated as monodehydroascorbate reductase 1. Gene Ontology annotation, cellular component: cytoplasm. Lineage: Eukaryota; Viridiplantae; Streptophyta; Magnoliopsida; Fagales; Betulaceae. Gene Ontology annotation, molecular function: oxidoreductase activity, acting on NAD(P)H. The record is from RefSeq and is a predicted model, not a curated record.
UCACACCACAUCAGAUUGCCUCUCUCCUCUCUAUCUUCACCAACGACCGCACUUAAAAGUCACAGAGCACACAGCGAAGGCCAAAAGCUUUCCAACAAUCGAAACAAUGGCAGAGAAGAGCUUCAAGUACGUGAUCGUCGGUGGCGGUGUCGCAGCUGGAUAUGCAGCUAGGGAGUUUGCCAAACAGGGCCUUAAACCAGGCGAGCUGGCGAUCAUUUCCAAGGAGGCGGUGGCUCCUUAUGAACGUCCAGCACUAAGCAAGGCUUACCUUUUCCCCGAGUCUCCUGCUAGACUCCCAGGGUUCCAUGUCUGUGUCGGAAGUGGAGGAGAGAGAUUGCUACCUGAGUGGUACAAAGAGAAAGGAAUAGAGUUGAUCCUAAGGACAGAAAUAGUAAAAGCAGAUCUUGCUGCCAAAAUUCUAAUAAGCGCUGCUGGAGAAACUUUCAAGUAUCAGAUUUUGAUUAUUGCAACUGGUUCAAGUGUUAUCAGGUUGACAGACUUUGGUGUGCAAGGAGCAGAUGCCAAAAACAUCUUCUACUUGAGAGAAAUUGAUGAUGCUGAUAAACUUAUAGAAGCUUUCAAAGCAAAGAAGAACGGGAAGGCUGUGAUUGUUGGAGGAGGAUACAUUGGUCUUGAGCUUGGCGCAGUUUUGCAAAUGAACAAUUUUGAUGUCAGCAUGGUCUACCCUGAGCCAUGGUGCAUGCCUCGGCUUUUCACUUCUGAAAUAGCUGCUUUCUAUGAGGGUUACUAUAAAAAUAAAGGAAUCAAAAUUAUUAAGGGAACAGUUGCCGUUGGAUUUACUUCUGAUUCAAAUGGAGAGGUAAAGGAAGUGAAACUUAAGGAUGGCAGGGUGCUUGAAGCUGACAUUGUUGUUGUUGGUGUUGGGGGAAGGCCCCUUACAACAUUAUUCAAAGGUCAGGUUGAAGAGGAGAAAGGCGGCAUUAAGACUGAUGCGUCCUUUAAAACAAGUGUUACUGGCGUAUAUGCUGUUGGCGAUGUGGCUACUUUCCCUUUGAAAUUGUACAAUGAAUUGAGAAGAGUUGAGCAUGUUGACCAUGCACGCAAAUCUGCUGAGCAGGCUGUGAAGGCCGUUAAGGCAAGUGAGGAGGGGAAGACUGUUGAGGAGUAUGACUACCUUCCAUUCUUCUAUUCUCGCUCAUUUGAUCUGUCAUGGCAAUUCUAUGGCGACAAUGUUGGUGACACUGUGCUAUUCGGAGACAACAAUCCAGCAUCACCAAAGCCCAAGUUUGGAACGUACUGGAUCAAAGAUGGGAAGGUCAUUGGAGCUUUCCUAGAGGGUGGGACUCCAGAGGAAAACAAGGCUAUAGCCAAAGUUGCAAAGGUUCAACCUCCUGUUGAGAAUCCUGAUCUGCUCACAAAAGAGGGUCUUUCCUUUGCUGCUAAGAUUUAAUUACUUUCCUUAAUUAGCAGGGGGAAACCUGGACAGGAUGCUAGUUUUACAUAUAACUGUUGCCGCUGGUUUUCACUGGGUUUUGUUAAUUACUUCUUGUUUGAUUGCAUAAAUAAUGGAAAUAUGGUUUGCAGUUAUUCCUUAA